Molecule: messenger RNA, 4069 nt
Organism: Glossina fuscipes
Lineage: Eukaryota; Metazoa; Arthropoda; Insecta; Diptera; Glossinidae
Gene: Smyd4-1
Product: SET and MYND domain-containing protein 4
Exons: 4
Coding region: 133-2403 (756 amino acids)
Molecular function (GO): protein binding
Source: RefSeq, a predicted model, not a curated record
UGAUAUCCAUCUUCUGGAUAGAACUCCACGCAUAACUUUUUUCUCUAUAAUUUUUAUUGCCAUUAUCAACCUGAAGCUCUUAAGAAUAUUUUGAGUUAAAAACUCAUAAUGUUGCUUUAUAUAUAGGCGGAAAUGGACUCUAAAUGGCUGAAUUUUCUACUAAGCCAACUGAGGCUUGUGAAUUACGAAAAUGAAUACGAAACUAUGCGUUUAUUGUUCGAUAAGCCGCUUUCAUGUAAAUUGGUUUGCAAAUCGGCCCAAGAUUUGUUAGAAUCGUUAAAACGGAACGAAAAUUAUGAAUUUUUGUUGAAAGAUAAGCAAACUAGGGUAAGAGAAGCAGCAAAUCUCAGAAAAGAAGGUAAUGAUUGUAUGGCAGAGAAAGAAAAACCGAAUAAAGUGUUAGAGGCAUGUCGUCUUUAUACGGAUGCAAUUUUCACAGCAAUUGGCGUGGAUAACAUGGAAUUAUCACUGGGAUAUGCAAAUCGAGCUUUGGCACUUCAAUGUUUUGGUUACUAUCAGCAGGCGUAUGACGAUUGUGAGUGCGCUUUAGAAAUUGGCUAUCCGAAAAAGCUGUAUCCUAAAAUUAUUUGUCGUCAAGCAUACUGUGCUCUUCAACUGAAUAACGCGGAGCUUUUAACAAAACAUCUUAGCAGUUUGGAAAGUAUGCAUUUAAAUGAAAAUUUUCGACGGCAAGAGCAAGAACUAAGGGCCAAUUUAUGGAAAUUACAAAAUCAAACUGAAAAGACGAACGGAAAUGUUGAAUUGAUAUUGAAGAAUCGAGAUUCUCAGGAAAUUGUUAAUACAUUUAGUGAAAUUGGACGGUAUAUGAGAGCUAAACGACUUAUUAAACAAAAUGAACUUAUUUUUUCGGAGCGAGCAACAGCUCUUGCUCCCAUAGGUUCUGCCAUUCAACUUUGUAAUCACUGCGCAAAAACUAGUUUUAUACCAAUACCUUGUCAGCAUUGCCGUGGCCGUGUUGUAUAUUGCUCUCUCGCUUGCUUGAAAGCCCAUAAAAAUAUUCAUUUGCACGAAUGUUCGGCGUAUCAGAUGCAACUAUUCGCUCAUGUAGGCAUUGCCCAUUUAGCUUUACGGAUAAUUCUUGACAAUGGACUACUAACAAUUCUGGAUUUAUUAAGGAAUAAACAAACGACGAAAGCAAUCUGGACUUCGCUAACGGAAGGUGGCGAUGUUUGGAGUAAUCCUACAGCUGCAUACAGUGAAUCCUUACGUAUGGUUAGUCAUCUAAAAAAAAUGGCCCUUGAAGACGUUAAAGUAUUCGCUGCAGUAUCGCAUCUCAUUGUCGUUUAUUUAAGCAGAUAUACAAGCUUUUUCGAUUUGCUAUCGAGCAACCAUCGCUUUAAUUGCAAUUGGGAAUUAAUUGUGGCUGCAUUAAUUCUUAAACACAUUGGUCAAUCGAUUGUCAACGGCCAUGUUUGCACAGUUAUUAGGCCAAAGAUUUUUGAAAAUUACUCUCUAACCGAAUACCAUCUUUUAAAUGAGGAUCUAUGGGAAAAGCCGUGGCAUUUAAGACGAGGUUAUCUACAUCGAUUUGCAUAUAUUGAUGAUGUGGCCACUUUAAAUUUACCCUAUACAAGCAUUUGCAAUCAUUCAUGCCUUCCGUUAUUUCAGCCAAAAUUUUCAGGCCGUAUUAUAAGUGCAUAUGCCAUGCGCGAUAUUAAAGAAUCUGAAGAAAUUACCAAUUGCUAUACGCAACAUAGUCGUGUCGAAAGACGUCAAACAAGACAAGAAAUUCUAAAGAAAUCUUACCAUUUCAUUUGUAAAUGCGGAGAAUGCAUGCGCCAAGAAGGAGACGAUGAUGUAAAUCAAUUUCAUCAAUAUCGCUGUGAUAAUGAGAAAUGUCGUCAUGUAUUUGUUCCGCAAACACCGUUGAAAUGGUGGCAGAGGAAAACUUCAAACGAUUUACAAAAUAUAAAUGUGUUAUGCGCGGUUUGCGGUUCGCGCCAAAUGUUUAAAUGGUUCUACGACUACCAAAAGUUGCUUACAUCUCUUAAUUCUCCAUUGACACGGCUACGUUUAUAUCAAUUAUAUCAAAAUUUAGAUGAAUAUCUGCUUGCCUUCAACAGCUGUAAAGCUUUUAUGGCGUCGAAAGCGGUCCAAGAAAUUUUUAAAUUUCUUAACGAUGGAUCUUUAAAUGAAGAAGACUACAAAAACCUUACCCGAAUGAUCAAAUAUUCAUUGGAAUACGAAACUUAUACAUCAGGUUCGAGUUGCAUUUCUUACAUCUGCGAAAUGACUUAUCUGUGGGACAUUAUCGCUUUGGGAAAAUGGAAAUACGAGCACAAGGAUAUGAAUUCAAUCUUCAAUGAAAGUCUCAUCGUACUUGGGGACGAAAUGUUUCUUAUAUUUUCGAAUUAUUACAAAGACUUCUUAGUAAAAUCUUAAACCAAGAACUUUAGAAAAAGCCAUUUCACUGAAUUUGUUUAAAAUUUAUUAAUAGCAUCAAUUAUAAAAAUAACAUCUUUGGCUAGUGGAGUCGCGUUACAUUCACUUUCUAGAUAAUUGACGCACUCAUCUAACUACUUGCGGUGCUCACUGCAAUUGUUUGUGUUGAUAAUGCUGUGAUGGACGACGAACUGUGUCAGUUCUACGCAGAGAUCGCAAGUCUACUACGCAUCUUUAAGGUCGCUCUCCGCAAACUCUUUUCCGUUUAUAUCUACUUGAAGCGCUGGGGGUGGGGGCGAGGGGUCUUGGCGCUGAAGCACUGACGGGCUGAUAGUGGAUCAGAUAGAUGGGCAUAGAUGUUGAUUGAUUUGACUACAUUGCCUAGUGACGAUACUAGGGCUAAUAUACAGCGCUUAUAUCAUCGCGCAGCUAACAAACGUCUUUAAAGCAGUAUGAACAUCAACAUUUACAUUUUCCGGAAAUCUUUCAUUUUGAUAUUUUCUUAUAUCGUAUAUGAAUUUGCGUUGUAUGAUUAAGUGGACGUUUGGCGUAAUCGUGUGAGAAAAAAAGUUAGGAGACUGGGAAAUAGCUUACAUUGAAUUUAGCAAGGGCGAAAACAGUGGCAAUACUCGUCUCAGUGGAGAAGGUAUAGCAGAACAAUUUUUGGGAAAACUUGAAAACAAAAGGGUUAGAAAGUAAUGCAAUUACUAGAUAAAAGUCUGAAAACGCAAAGUAAUAUGUAACAUAAUUAAAGCUAAGUGCAUUUAAUCUAUAAACACAAAAGAAAAAGGAUACACCGAUAAUUCAUUGAGAUUACAAUAUCCAAUUAAAACUUUUAUUAUUCGUUGCUUUUAAUAAAAUGAAUUUUUUUGUUGAAAUAGUUUCGUAUAUGUUUUAUAUCUUUUAUAUUUAUACAUUUAAAAUGUGUGUGAGUAAAUAUAUCAACACUUAUACAAAACUAUAUGAAUUUGUCGGUUGUUCAAUACUACUUGUUAAUUAAUUUUUAAAAAUGUUCUUUGUGAAAUAUUUUCGGCUGUUUUAUAUACUUUAGAUAUGUAUAUGUUGUACGAUUACAGGAGGAAAUGUGGGUUUCAGUAUGUGAAAAUACUUUGCUAGGCGUAUUUUUUUUUUUUUCUUAAAUUAAAUUAUAGUAUUUAAAGCUACUACAUAAAACAGAUAACAUUAUAUUUGAACUUAUAUUGUUUUUCAUUCGAUCUCAUUUUCAGUAUAAUACUGAUUUACAUUGAAAUUAUUCGAAAAAAUAAUUUUUUUUUUGGUUAAAAUAUAAACUAAACAUUUUAAGAAAAAAUCGAAGAAUUAUUUUAACUAUUUCAAAUAACUUUAGACAACCCUAGACAAUAAAGCUAAUUUUUAAGGCACAAACGUUGCUUGUUCAUUAUCCCUUUUAAUGGGGUUCUGUUAAAUGUGAUUUUCGUCAUUUCGUAAUCAUAAAUAAAUAUUUAUUUUCCUUUUAGAAAACAAAAAAUCUCGAUUACGAACAAAUAAAACAUUCAGAUGUGAUCUAACAAAAGCUGUAACAUUUCCGGCAUAUUGUUUGCUACACAAUAGUGCAGUAAACAUGUUUGGGCAUUGUUGUUUGUUUCGUUGACGUGUAUCCGUUCACUUUGAAAUUAUUAGUAACUAUAACUGCUCAUAUUUACGCAUA